This is a messenger RNA of Metarhizium brunneum ARSEF 3297, 2427 nucleotides long. RefSeq names its product Vacuolar calcium ion transporter. Gene Ontology annotation, molecular function: calcium:proton antiporter activity. Gene Ontology annotation, biological process: intracellular calcium ion homeostasis; calcium ion transmembrane transport. Lineage: Eukaryota; Fungi; Ascomycota; Sordariomycetes; Hypocreales; Clavicipitaceae. The record is from RefSeq and is a predicted model, not a curated record. Gene Ontology annotation, cellular component: membrane.
AUGACACAAUCCUCUUCUGAUCCUCCUGAUAUAGACAGAAAACGUCCUGGUGCAUCAGCAAAAGCCUAUGGAGGGCUUGACGCUUUGUCCAAUCAACAGCAUACGGCCACCAACGCCACUUCAAUCCUCCUAACUGAGUCGUCCUCCAGCGCCAAUGUCGGUGACGCGACUUCUGCUGCUUUCGGGCACAACAAGAACAAUGGCAACUCCUCACGCAGUCUUGGUGGCUCCGUCGUCUUCCAUGAAAAGGCCCGGCCUACUGAGUCUGAUGCCAACUACCUCGGAGCUCUCCCUGAGAACACUGCGCCUGCCACAUCUACGCAAGGUGAUAGGCAAGGGUCCAUCGUAGAGAUCAAAGAAGGAGGUAUUGACAAGGACACUACACACAAAUCAGACGCCAUCAAUGAUAAUACGGGAGAUGAUGGUGCCUCACGGAAGAAGAAACGAACCUUUCUCGAAGAGCUCCGUAGAUCCUUCUGGCUCGUUGCUACGUACAGCUGGCUCAACGUCCUGUUGGUCUUUGUGCCCGUUGGAAUCGUGGUUGCCAACAUCCAUGGCGUGCACGGCGGCAUAGUCUUUGCUAUGAACUGCAUUGCCGUCAUACCUCUCGCAGGAUUGCUUAGCCAUGCAACCGAAUCUGUUGCCAGUAAAAUGGGUGACUCCCUCGGCGCCUUGCUCAAUGUGACUUUUGGCAAUGCUGUCGAGCUCAUCAUUUUCAUUAUUGCAUUGGUUAAGAACCAGAUUCGCAUUGUGCAGGCAUCGCUUCUUGGCUCCAUCUUGGCGAAUCUGCUGCUCAUCCUUGGCAUGGGGUUCUUCCUUGGCGGCCUUCGCUUUCGGGAACAGAUCUACAAUAGCACCGUCACACAGAUGAGCGCUUGUCUACUGAGUCUCAGCGUUAUUAGCCUGGUGCUCCCUACGGCGUUUCACGCAUCUUUCAGCGACGAUAAGCUUGCAGAUGCCCAAUCUCUCAAAAUAAGUCGCGGGACCAGUGUAAUCUUGCUUCUUGUUUAUAUCAUCUAUCUGUUGUUUCAGCUAAAGUCUCAUGCCUACAUGUAUGAAUCCACUCCUCAACAUAUUGUGGAUGCCGAGUCGACACCUGGUCCUGCUGCAGCCUGGUUGGAUACCUCAAGCAGCUCAGAUGACGAUAGUUCCUCCAGUUCGGACUCGGAUUCGUCCGGACAUUCCCGGGACACCAUUGGCCGGAAAAUGAAGAAGGUCUUACGGAAUGGAAUACGUCGCAAGUCGUCGCUUGCCUCGAUGGACACGGCUGAUGCCAGAGCUAUGCGAAACGGCUCCGUUGGGACGGGAAACCCAAGCUCCAACGAAGAGUCCAUUUCUGAAGCAUCGUCGUCUCGCAAGCCAUAUUUCCCCCGAAUGCUCUCGACUGAUGACGGUGAUUCUACAGAUGAUGAAAAGACUGGCCGGCAUCGAAAGCACCGAAUGCGUCGACACUCACGUCGCAAGCAUAAGAAGAGAGACCGCAAGAAGCAGGAUCAUGAUUCCAAGGAACAAGCUUCCAGUGUACAGCCUGAGAAUGGUGUGCUAGCUGGUGGUGAGUCUGAACCACGCCGGGUAGAUUUUGCCAUUCCCGCCCAACUGGAUGCUUCGUCUGGUGCGGCGGCGGAAAGUGGUAAUGAGUCCGCCAACACCAAGCGGCCGUUUCAAGGUUUCCGUUCACUCUCUGUCAAGAACCUCGCCCCAAGCGUCUUUGUACAGAACCCAAACACGCUGGUUGCCGCCCCUCCCACACCAGCUGGACCUGUCCCUCGCGUUCGAUACGGUAUUCGCCGCACCAACUCGUUGCCUGACCGCCUUGGCCAACAUCAGCAAAUUCGCGCGCCUGGUGCUAUGUGGCCGGCCCAGAUUCCCCUUAUGUCUCUAAAUACAGCCGCUGCAGCCACCAAGAAACUCAACAACGAUGAUGAUGAUGAGGAGUACUUGACUCGCUGGGCCUCUGUCAUACUUCUUCUUGUCAGCACUGGGUUGGUUGCGGUCUGUGCCGAGUUUCUCGUUGACUCUAUCAAGGAGGUCACCGAAACCUCGAGUCUUGGAGAAGUCUUUAUUGGCCUAAUUAUCCUCCCUAUAGUAGGUAACGCGGCAGAACACGUUACGGCUGUCACGGUGGCGAUGAAGAACAAAAUGGACCUCGCCAUUGGCGUUGCGGUUGGCAGUUCGAUUCAGAUUGCUCUGUUUGUAACACCCCUGGUGGUCAUUUUGGGAUGGAUCAUGGACAAGGAAAUGACGUUGUACUUCACCUUGUUUGAAACUGUGUGUCUGUUUGUUUCGGCCUUCAUCGUCAAUUUUCUGGUUCUGGACGGCCGCAGCAAUUACUUGGAAGGCGCACUUUUGUGUGCUGUCUACAUCAUCAUUGCUGUGGUUGCAUUCUUCUAUCCAGAUCCAAAGGACGCAAGUUCAUGGGGCAGCUAA